CUGAAGAGGGCAGGAGCUAAAUGAUUGCCUUCUGUUGCAUGACGUGAAGUGUCUAUAUGUAUAUGUAUAUAUCUACACAACAGUUCAGUUUAGGGGACACUGCAGUCUUAUAACACCAGAACAGGGAACCUUAUCCUCCUAGAGCUGAAAGAUUACUUUGCAGUGUUGCUGUUGGACUUUGACUCAGCCUGCAUCAUGAUGCUCCUGAAGCUCACAUUAUUUACCUUACUUAUGGCCGCUCUGGACUUGCAGACUCACGUGUCUGGAGAGAAAGAAGUUACCUGUACUUCCCAGAACCAGACUUGUCCAAGAGUUGUUGCCUGUGAUGGUGGUGCUGCUGUGCUGAACUGCGGUCAUCGUCGUAUAAGGAUCAUCAGAGCUUUCUAUGGCCGACUCGAUUCCACCACUUGUGCUGCAGGACGACCUGCCAAUCAAAUCUGUAACAGACAUUGCUCCUUGCCCAGAGCACAACAGAUUGUUUCAUCUAGAUGUAAUGGAAGGUGCUACUGUCGCGUGCCGGUUAAAAGAUGUGUUUUGCCUGAUCCCUGCUGUGGCACCUAUAAGUACCUGUCAAUUAAUUACUACUGUACCUAAAAACUCGAGGGAUUCCAGCUUUCUUCCCAAGGGCCUCUUUUCAUCAGACCAACUGCAUUUGUUAGCUUAAUGAGUUGUGGUGUUGAUGCGCUUUAAAUUAGCAUGCUAUAAUCAACUCCUGUAAUCAUUUUUGUAACUUGUUUAUUUGCGGUUACAUGUAAUCAGUUUCUCCUAAACAAAUUCACUUUAGUAAUAAUGCUUUAAUAAACUAUCCACUAAAUGCAAGCAUAA
Tachysurus fulvidraco (yellow catfish) is the source of this 825-nucleotide messenger RNA. RefSeq names its product L-rhamnose-binding lectin CSL2-like. The coding region runs from base 196 to 594 and encodes 132 amino acids. Lineage: Eukaryota; Metazoa; Chordata; Actinopteri; Siluriformes; Bagridae. Gene Ontology annotation, molecular function: carbohydrate binding. The transcript has 8 exons. The record is from RefSeq and is a predicted model, not a curated record.